This is a messenger RNA of Closterium sp. NIES-67, 1803 nucleotides long. Lineage: Eukaryota; Viridiplantae; Streptophyta; Zygnematophyceae; Desmidiales; Closteriaceae. The record is from the annotation of a GenBank genome assembly.
GGCUGUCGCCCAGCUGCCUGCCGUGUGCCAGCCACACGUGCGCAUCGCACGGCCCCCGACCCGACCCGAGCACGAUUAGCGGUCGACUCUUCUUAGCCCGCUGCUCUCUCCUCUCCUCUCCUCGUCACUCGUCGCUCGUCGCCGCGUGCGAUUUCUUGCCAUCGCUGAGCGACACUCUGUCGCUCACGAGUCAUCGUAGAUCGCAAUGACGUCGCUGGUGUCGUCGCCCGCACGCCCAUCGCUGCGCCUUUCGCCGUCGGAUCAGCUCGUGCCACGAUCGAGUCACGGAUCCUCCUCGCCCUCCUCGAUGCCCGCGCCAGAUCGCGCCAGAUUAAGCAGCGGCUCGUCGCUCAUUGGCCAGCCGCUCAGUAGAGCAGCCGCGGCCGCCAGCCGCUCGCGCCACGGGCGGGCGGCGGCCGUGGUGGCGCGCGCUGUGCAGGAGCCGCUGUCGGGCAGCGAGGGAGGCGCGGCGAAUGGGAACGGGACAGGCGUCCCGCUGCGAGUGGCGUACCAGGGCGUGCCCGGCGCGUACAGCGAGAUGGCGGCCAUGCGCGCAUACCCUGGGUGCAGCCCCGUGCCGUGCGACCAGUUCGACGACGCCUUCAAGGCGGUGGAGCAGUGGCUGGUGGGGCGCGCGGUGCUCCCGAUCGAGAACAGCCUGGGGGGGUCGAUCCACCGCAACUACGACCUGCUGCUGCGGCACCGCCUGCACAUCGUGGGCGAGGUGCAGCUGCCCGUGCACCACUGCCUGCUCGCCCUGCCCGGCACCACGCCCGACCAGCUCACCCGCGUGCUCUCGCACCCCCAGGCGUUGGCGCAGUGCGAGGCGACGCUGACCCGCCUGGGCGUGGUGCAGGAGGCCGUCUACGACACCGCGGGGGCCGCCCAGAUGGUGGCAAGUCAGAAGAUGGAGGGCGUGGGAGCAGUGGCCAGCACACGGGCGGCAGAGAUCUACGGGCUCGACAUCCUGGCGGACGGCAUUCAGGACGAGGCGGACAACUUCACGCGCUUCCUGGCGCUGGCCCGUGACCCCAUUCUGCCCUCCACCGACCGCCCCUUCAAGACGAGCAUCGUGUUCACGCUGCAGUCGGGCCCGGGCGUGCUGUUCAAGGCGCUCUCCGUGUUCGCCCUGCGCGACAUCAACCUCACCAAGAUUGAGUCUCGGCCGCAUCGUGACAAGCCGCUCUACGUGGACUGGUUGGAUCGCUCCUCUCUCCCCUCGCCCGCCACGCCCCUCCCCCCCACACCAGCUGGCGCGGCUCAAGAGUCGCUGGCAUACCAGUCGUUCGACUACCUCUUCUAUGUGGACUUCCAGGCAUCGCUGGCAGAGCCACGCGUGCAGAAUGCCAUGAGGCACCUCCAGGAGAUGGCGCCGUUCCUGCGGGUGCUGGGCAGCUACCCGAUGGACCUGAGCCCCAUGGACCACAGCACCGCAGGGGCAGGCAGCGGCGCGCAGGCCAGGCUCUGAUGAGACGAGAAGAGAUGAGAUGAGAUGCGAUGAGAUGAGAUGAGAUGAGAUGAGAUGAGAUGAGAUGAGAUGAGAUGAGAUGAGAUGGCACAAGGUGUUGCUGCCAUGCGAGCAUUGAGGAUGCAGCAGGCAUAUCCUUUCAGCCCUCCCUCCCACGUGCUGUGCUAGCUGGCACGAUUGCAACUCAUUCCUCCUCCCAGUGAUUGUUCAUCUAUGGUAGCCAAACCAUGCCUGCUCUGCUCUCAUCUCGUGCGGCUGCUCUCAUCUCGUGUGGCUGCUCUCAUCUCGUGCGCCUGCAUUGUGUCGACGGCUGUAUGUAAUUGCCUUUUAUUCCA